AUGGCUGAAACACGUAGAUCCGAUGAAAAUUAUCCAGGUUUGAACAAUGCAGUAGAUAGUGCAUUCUACAUGUUAGAGGAUAUUAUCAUGCAUACGGACAACAAUGCAGAGAGAGAAGCAGCUACAGAAGCCCUGCACGAUGUUGAGAACCUAGAGGAUGAUGUUGCACAAUACGAUGAUUUCCAUCCAGUAAAUAUGGUAGAAGAACAAAACGAUGACAGUGGGAAUAGCAGUAAUAAUAGUGCUACUAACGGUGAUACCAGUCAACAAGAUGUAAAUAGUAGUAUAAUAAACACCGAAUGCAUAACUAUGUAUUACGAGACGUUUCGUACAAUAUCUUAG
Messenger RNA from Didymodactylos carnosus, 342 nucleotides. Lineage: Eukaryota; Metazoa; Rotifera; Eurotatoria; Philodinida; Philodinidae. The record is from the annotation of a GenBank genome assembly.